Messenger RNA from Carassius auratus (goldfish), 1805 nucleotides. Its product is annotated as T-cell surface antigen CD2-like. Lineage: Eukaryota; Metazoa; Chordata; Actinopteri; Cypriniformes; Cyprinidae. The record is from RefSeq and is a predicted model, not a curated record. Gene Ontology annotation, cellular component: membrane. Bases 259 to 1149 code for a protein of 296 amino acids. The transcript is spliced from 5 exons.
ACUUCCCGCGGUAACAGUUUUAAAGUAGCGCAGUAACGCGGGAAGCCACGGAUCUGGCAACACUUGUGAGAACAGGGUCAGUUGUUAAUCUCGCUGUUUUAAGAGCGCGCAGCAUUAUUAUUUUUUAGUUUGGUUCUGCAUAAUCACUGACAUCUUUAGUUGAUGAUUCUGCAUUAUCGACAGCUCCCUAAAUGAAAACUUUCUGUUCUCUUUUCUGUGAACAGAAGUUAUUCCUGUGUCGACGAGCAGGUGGUCAAAAUGAAUAUAUUCUGGAAUAUAUUUGCUGUUUGCAGAAGAGCAAUGAGCUGCCAACACAGUCUCUUAUUUCUAUUCCUCUCUGGCUUCAUUAAUGCAAUCACUGUUUCAGAGAUAUAUAAAACAGAUCUACUCGAGGGAACGUCCUGCACCAUAAAGCUUCCAACAAGAAACACUGACAAAUCUAAUGAGAUCAGAUGGAUCCAUCUCUCUAGUGAUGCUGUGAUUCACAGGAAAGGUGGGAGGAUCAAGAAAAACACUCCAGGUCUAUCAAUUGAAGAAGAUGGAUCAUUAACAUUUGAAAGUGUUAGUCUGAAGAACAGCGGCAGAUAUACAUACACUGUUUUUAAUAAUGAAGGUACACAGCUUGAUGCUGGAGAAAAGGAAAUUAAGGUUUAUGCAAAGGUUCCUAAACCUACUGUGAAGAUCAGGUGUGAAAAUGGGAACGCUACACUCACCUGUGAUGUUGGAGACCAAACAGAUCUGACUGUAUCCUGGUAUAAAGAAGAUAAUAUCAUCCAGAAUGAAAACAACUCAGAACUGCUCUUGACAUCUGCUCAAGCACAGGAGAAUAAACCGUACUCCUGCAGUGUGAGCAAUCCUGUCAGCAAUGAGAAAAGUGAUAGCAUUACAGUAUCAUGCGACCCAGGUCCCAGAUUAUUACCCAGAUUAUUUAGCUUUGAUUUCUGGGUAAUGGUGAGCAUUUUAGCAGGUUCAGGAGCCCUUCUUCUUCUGCUGCUAUGUGUUCUCAUCAUCUGUGCAUGUCAAAGCUGUAGACAAAGCAAGCAGCACCAAAAAGAUGAGAAGGAGUUCAGACUGAAGAAUCUUCAAGUUCCAGCUCCUACCAAAACAGAUCCAGACACAGUGGAAACAUCUUUACAACUGACAACUUAAUUGUUCAUACUUCUAUAAUCUAAACUCUGCGGACCCAGAUACUUGUCCAAAAUCACCUUAUAAAUGUUUAUAAUUCAUUUGCAUAGCCUUCCUUAUAUGGUAUCAGCCGCUUAUAUGGGUUUGUUUGAAAAUUUAGAGUCUCUAAGAACUGCUUAGAAUAGUAUUCGUCCUACAUGUGAAUUUCCACAAAUUUAUUUUUCACAAAACAGUCAAGUUAUUUAUCACAAGAAAGCUGUCAGAAAUUCUCAGGAAUUUGACAGAUCAAAGAUCUAAAUGAUCACAGAUCAAAUGGUUAGAUUAUGUUCUCUUCUUUCAAACGAGACCAUUUUCACAUUUCUGCGCGCUUCCAUUGCUGAGAUAUAUGGCAUUUUCCAGACACACAUCAGGGAUAAAAAAAAGACACACUUUUUGCUCUAACCUUUUACAACUCAGUGCUGCCCAGUGGUAUGUAGAUUACAUCAGAUUACAUGUCAGUAAUAUCCAUUUUUGAAUGUGGCUAUGAAUAUUUGGCAUAUGGCCAAACAUUAAAAUUUAAUGGAUUUAAACAUUUGUUUAAUUACACUGUAAAUACCUCUGCAGAUAUUUACAGUCAUGUUCCCCAUGUACAUACUAUGUACUUAUUAUAGUAAUUACAAUGACUAUGUAAUAACUAGGUA